AUGAAGUUCAACAUGGAAAAUAGCAGAUCUGUCAAUGUACCUCUUGGCUCUCAUUUUGAAUUGAGUAAAAAGCAAUGUCCUAAAACUGAUCUUGAACUUGAAGAAAUGAGAAACAUUCCAUAUGCUAAUGCUAUAGGCUCUGUCAUGUACUUGAUGAUUAGUACUAGGCCAGAUAUUGCUUAUGCUGUUUCUUGUUUAAGUAGAUAUAUGGCAAAUCCCGGUGUUCCUCAUUGGGAAGCUUUGAAAUGGUUGUUCAGAUAUUUGAAGUCUACUAUGCAUUAUGGUCUGAAUUUUGCUAAGGCUCAAGAUGGCAUUAAAUGUGUUGGAUAUGUUGAUUCUAACUAUGCAAAUGAUAUGGAUAGUAGAAAGUCCUCUACUUCUUAUGUGUUUACCUUGUGUGAUGCCUGCAUUAGUUGGAAAUCUCAAUUGCAAAACAUUGUUGCCUUGUCUACUACUGAAUCUGAGUAUAUUGCUGCAACUGAGGCUGUGAAAGAAGCCAUUUGGCUUGAUGGUUUGCUAUCUGAAAUUAGAUACAUUGAUGAUAAACCCAUUGUUUUCUCUGAUAGUCAAUCUGCCAUUCAAUUAUGCAAAAACCCUGUGUUCCAUGAUAGAACUAAGCAUAUUGAUGUCAAAUAUCACUUCAUUAGGGAUGUAGUUGAAAAAGGAAAUGUUUUGCUUGAUAAAAUUCCAUCUGAAUUCAAUCCAGCAGAUAUGGGCACCAAGUGCCUUCCAGUUGCAAAGCUGGAAUCUUGCUUGGAAACUCUGAACAUUGGUCCUGGUUAA
Molecule: messenger RNA, 783 nt
Organism: Salvia miltiorrhiza (redroot sage)
Lineage: Eukaryota; Viridiplantae; Streptophyta; Magnoliopsida; Lamiales; Lamiaceae
Product: secreted RxLR effector protein 161-like
Exons: 1
Coding region: 1-783 (260 amino acids)
Source: RefSeq, a predicted model, not a curated record